This is a messenger RNA of Paramisgurnus dabryanus, 602 nucleotides long. RefSeq names its product NADH:ubiquinone oxidoreductase subunit B11 (gene ndufb11). Lineage: Eukaryota; Metazoa; Chordata; Actinopteri; Cypriniformes; Cobitidae. Gene Ontology annotation, cellular component: respiratory chain complex I. The record is from RefSeq and is a predicted model, not a curated record.
AAAAUAACGUGGAGGAACCGUAGCUGUCCUGGAACAGCUUGAACAGAGAAACUGAAGAAAAUGGCUUCGCGGUUGAGCCGAAUCUGGCCCGCUGUGUCCCGGGUUCGCUUGAGCUCCGCGCUCGGUGCGCGCUGCGUGUCGCAGACGCCCCAAUCGAGCGCCUCCGGUGCGGCCACGAUUUCUGAUCUGCAGCCGCUGUCUCCCGCUGCUCAGGACAGUCAUGGACACGCAGAGGUCAACCCGUUUGAGAAGAAUCCAGAUUUCCAUGGCUUCCAUCAUCAUGAUUCAUUUGUGGAUGAAUGGAACAUGAGAUUGGCAUUUUUCUUUGGCAUUUCUGUGGCCAUUGUUGUCGGAGGCACUUUCAUCCACUAUUUGCCUGAUCACGGUAUGAGGCAGUGGGCUCGACGGGAAGCAGAGAGGUUGAUCAAACAGAGGGAAGCUGAAGGUCUUCCAAUCAUGACUGAAAAUUAUUAUGACCCCAGCAAGAUUGUUCUCCCUUCAUCUGGAGAGGAGUAGACAUUUUGUCAAUAAAUAUCUUGUUAUUUUGUGUUUGCUUGUACAUUAGAUCUCCUCAACUGUUAUAAUAAAAAUAUAUGUUCUAA